CCGUGUAGUUGGUUAGCGGAACACCACUGAAAUAUAGAAGAAGAAAAAGACGACAACGAAGACAGCGAAGGUGGAGAGGAGGCGUUCGGCUCUCUGGGUUUGCCUCUCGGGAUCUGGGAAACUCUCAAUACUGCGAAGAUGACGAGGGGAAACCAGCGUGAACUGGCCCGUCAGAAGAAUGCCAAGAAGCAGACCGAUAUGACCAAGGGCAAGAGAAAUGAUGAUGGUUUGUCUGCUGCUGCAAGGAAACAAAGGGAUGCGGAGAUAAUGCAGGAAAAGCAGAAGAAAGCCAAUGAGAAGCAAGAUAGUAAAGCCAAAUAAGGAAUCCGGUGGCUCAGGAUUCCCUCAGCGUGAGACGCUACUCCACGUUUAUGAGGAUGGAUCUUUCUUUCUGAUUAGGUUCCAAAUCAUAGAUACACUUGCAUUCUUGUAAUCUCUAAUGUGGUGGACAGUGUGGCCACCUGCUCUGGAAUGCUUGUUUGCUGCCUUCUCAGAUUAUGCACAGGUUUUCCUCUGAGCAGCACUUCAUGUAUAAAGCAGACACAGGACCGUCCAAGUUUGGAUCUACAUAAAUCUUGUAUUUUUUUAUCCUGUAUUUUGUGCACCCCAGACUUGACACAUAAAUGUAGCUUUCUAGUUCCUGCCAAGUUGCAUUGUUCUUUAUCUAGAAUUAAACCUUAUUUCUGAUGCA
Paramormyrops kingsleyae is the source of this 691-nucleotide messenger RNA. RefSeq names its product small EDRK-rich factor 2-like. NCBI's taxonomy places the organism in Eukaryota, Metazoa, Chordata, Actinopteri, Osteoglossiformes, Mormyridae. The record is from RefSeq and is a predicted model, not a curated record.